UAGGAUCGGGCCGGAGAAGCCGGAGCCGAGCCGGAGCCGGAGCCGGAGCCGAGCGCAGCCAUGCCUGAGCCCCCCAAGGCCGCCACCAAGAAGGAGGCGAAAAGGACGAAUGAAGGAAAAAAAGGAAGAGAAAAAAGAGAAGAAAGAGAAGGAGACGCCCGAGCCCGCGAAAGAGAGCAAGGAUGAGUCCCUGGACGACAUCCACCCCCCCGAGGUGUGCGACCCCGACGGGUUCUUCAUCAGCAAGCCCAAGAGCGUCUUCGUGGAGAGCGGGAAGGACGUCACGGUGGUGGCCCGCGUGGACGGGACGCGCCUGGCCACCAAGCCGGUGGUGAAGUGGUUCAAGGGGAAGUGGCUGGAGCUGGGCAGCAAGAGCGGCGCCCGCUUCCAGUUCAAGGAGGCCUUCGACAAGGAGAGCAAGGUGUACACCUUCGAGCUGCACAUCGGCAAAGUGGCCGUCAGCGACCGGGGCGACUACCGCUGCGAGGUGGCCGACAAGGACAAGAAGGACAGCUGCUCCUUCAACAUCGACGUGGAGGCCCCCCGCCCCGACAGCCAGGACAACGUGCUGCAGGCCUUCAAACGGACGGGUGAAGCCAAGAGCGACUUGGCCGGGGAGCUCGACUUCAGCGGGCUGCUCAAGAAGCGGGAGGUGCAGGUGGAGGAGAAGAAGAAGAAGAAGGACGAGGACGACCAGUUCCCACCCGAGAUCUGGGAGCUGCUCAAGGGCGUGACGAAGAAGAGCGAGUACGAGCGCAUCGCCUUCCAGUACGGCAUCACGGACCUGCGCGGCAUGCUCAAGCGCCUCAAGAAGAUCAAGGUGGAGCCCAAGAAGAGCGAAGCCUUCGUCCGCAAGCUGGACCCGGCGUACCAGGUGGACAAGGGCAACAAGAUCAAGCUGGUGGUGGAGCUCAGCGACCCCGACCUGCCCCUCAAGUGGUACAAGAACGGGCAGCUCAUCAAGCCCAGCACCAAAUACGUCUUCGAGAACGUGGGCCUCAAGCGCAUCCUCACCAUCCACAAGUGCUCGCUGGCCGAUGACGCCGCCUACGAGUGUCGCGUCAACGACGAGAAGAGCUUCACCGAGGUCUUCGUCAAGGAGCCACCCGUCACCAUCGAGAAGGGCCUGGAUGACCAGCAGGUCUUUGUGGGCGACCGCGUGGUGCUGGAGGCCGAGGUGUCCGAGGAGGGGGCCCAAGUGAUGUGGAUGAAGGACGGAGUGGAGCUCACGCGGGAGGAGACCUUCAAGUACCGCUUCAAGAAGGACGGGAAGAAGCACUACCUCAUCAUCAACGAGGCCACCAAGGAGGACACGGGGCGCUACAAGCUUAUGACCAACGGGGGCGAGAGCGAGGCUGACAUCGUUGUGGAAGAGAAGAAGCUGGAGGUGCUGCAGGACAUCGCGGACCUGACGGUGAAGGCGUCGGAGCAGGCGGUUUUCCAGUGCGAGGUCUCCGACGAGAAGGUCACCGGCAAGUGGUACAAGAACGGCGUCGAGGUCCGGCCCAGCAAGCGCAUCCACAUCACCCACAACGGCAGGUUCCACAAGCUGGUGAUCGACGACGUGCGCCCCGAGGACGAGGGCGACUACACCUUCAUCCCCGACGGCUACGCGCUCUCCCUCUCCGCCAAGCUCAACUUCCUCGAGAUCAAGGUCGAGUACGUCCCGAAGCAAGAGCCCCCCAAAAUCCACCUGGACUGCUCGGGGAAGACGGCCGAAAACACCAUCGUGGUGGUGGCGGGCAACAAGCUGCGGCUCGACGUGCCCAUCUCGGGCGAGCCGGCGCCCACCGUCACCUGGACGAAGGGGGACGAGGUGUUCACGCAGAAGGAGGGCCGGGCCCACAUCGAGGAGCACAAGGAGCUGAGCAGCUUCGUCAUCGAGAGCGCCGAGCGGAGCGACGAGGCUCGUUACACCAUCAAGGUGACAAACCCCGUCGGCGAGGACUCGGCCGUCCUCUUCGUCAAGGUGGUCGACGUCCCCGACCCCCCUGAGGCGGUGCGCAUCACCUCCGUGGGGGAGGACUGGGCCGUGCUGGUCUGGGAGCCCCCCAAGUACGACGGGGGACAACCCGUGACCGGUUACCUCAUCGAGCGCAAGAAGAAGGGCUCCAUGCGCUGGAUGAAGCUCAACUUCGAGGUCUACACGGACACCACCUACGAGUCCACCAAGAUGAUCGAGGGCAUCCUCUACGAGAUGCGGGUCUUCGCCGUCAACGCCAUCGGCAUCUCCCAGCCCAGCCACAACACGCAGCCCUUCAUGCCCAUCGCCCCGACGAGCGAGCCCACCCACCUGACGCUGGAGGACGUCACCGACACCACGGCCACCCUCAAGUGGCGCCCGCCCGUGCGGGUGGGCGCGGGGGGCAUCGACGGCUACCUGGUGGAGUACUGCCGCGAGGGCUCGGACGAGUGGAUCCCGGCCAACACGGAGCUGGUGGAGCGCUGCGGCUUCACGGUCAAGGGGCUGCCCACGGGCGAGAAGCUGCUUUUCCGCGUCAUCGGCGUCAACAUCGCCGGCAAGAGCCCCCCGGCCACCCUGGUGCAGCCCAUCACCAUCCGGGAGAUCGUGGAGCGCCCCAAGAUCCGCCUGCCCCGGCAGCUCCGGCAAACCUACGUGAGGAAGGUGGGGGAGCAGGUGAACCUCGUCAUCCCCUUCCAGGGGAAGCCGCGGCCGCAGGUGACCUGGAGCAAGGAGGGGCAGGCGCUGGACAAGGACAUCAACAUCCGCACGUCCGACUUCGACACCAUCUUCUUCAUCCGGGCGGCCGAACGCCACCACUCGGGCCAGUACGAGCUGAGCGUGCGCAUCGAGAACAUGGAGGACACGGCCAGCCUGCGCCUCCGCAUCGUCGAGAGGCCCGGGGCCCCCCCCCACGCCGUGAAGGUGAAGGAAGUUUGGGGCUUCAACGCGCUGCUCGAGUGGGAGCCACCCAAGGACGACGGCAACUCCGACAUCACCGGCUACUGCGUCCAGAAGGCCGACAAGAAAACCAUGGAGUGGUUCACGGUGUACGAGCACAACCGCCUGACGCGCUGCACCGUGCCGGACCUGGUGAUGGGCAACGAGUACCUGUUCCGGGUGUACAGCGAGAACGUGUGCGGGCUGAGCGAGACGCCCGCGCUCUCCCAAAACAGCGCCCGCAUCCAGAAAGAAGGCCUCAUCCUGAAACCGAUGGACUACCGGGAGCAUGACUUCCGCACGGCCCCGAAAUUCCUCACGCCGCUGGUGGACCGCACCGUGGUGGCCGGCUACAGCACGGCCCUCAACUGCGCCGUGCGGGGGCCACCCCAAGGUCCCAAAGUGGUGUGGAUGAAGAACAAGGUGGAGAUCGGCGAGGACCCCAAGUUCCUCAUGAAGCACGGCGAGGGCGUGCUCACGCUGCACAUCCGCAAGCCGAGCCCCUUCGACGGCGGCACCUACAGCUGCCGCGCCGUCAACGAGCUGGGCGAAGCGCUCACCGAGUGCAAGCUGGAGAUCCGCGGUGCGAAAUUUAGGGGACGGGCGGAUGGGUGCCCCAGUGAAGCGGCGGCCUGCAGGAGCGGUGAGUCGGACGAGCGGCGGACGGCGGCUGAUGGAGAAGCCCUUUGGAGCCCGGACGGAACGAUGCAGGAGAAGGGGGGGAAAAAGCCGCCGCACGUCCCUCUUCGCGCCGCCGGAGAAUAA
Molecule: messenger RNA, 3667 nt
Organism: Rhea pennata
Lineage: Eukaryota; Metazoa; Chordata; Aves; Rheiformes; Rheidae
Gene: MYBPC2
Product: myosin binding protein C2
Molecular function (GO): protein binding
Source: RefSeq, a predicted model, not a curated record